This is a messenger RNA of Ceratitis capitata (Mediterranean fruit fly), 562 nucleotides long. RefSeq lists its product as uncharacterized. Lineage: Eukaryota; Metazoa; Arthropoda; Insecta; Diptera; Tephritidae. Bases 46 to 507 code for a protein of 153 amino acids. The record is from RefSeq and is a predicted model, not a curated record. The transcript is spliced from 4 exons.
UAUUUAUUAACGAAUUUUUUAUUCAUUUUUGCCUUCAAAUCAAACAUGUAUAGUCCGAUUAAGAUCAUCGCAUUUAUCAUAACAUUCUUAUUCUGUGCAAAGACGUUCUUUAUGGCAUUCUUUGCAUUGAAUCAAUAUCCACGUUGCUCACUGCUGCAAACACAAAUUAGUGUCUAUGCAAAUCCUACCACAUACUUAUGGAUCACCUUCAUAACAAAUAUAAUUGCGUUAUUUGCCGGCUUCUGGAUGUUAGCGGGACUUUGUGAGAAUUUAUUUGCAUUUUUCUCACCAGCGUUUACCGUUAUAAUCAGUUUUCUUAUAGAGGAUUUGGUGAUGCAUGGCAUUUUAGUAUUUAUUACGAAUGUUUUUCACAUGCUAAUGAUAUUCAAUACGACCAGCACGAUUAUAUUCGGUAUAGGCAUGCUGUUUGUUUAUAGAAGUACCAAAGAAUUCGAAGAUAUAAAUCCAGAACAAGUUUUGAGUCAGGCACGACGCUUCAGUGUAUAAUCUCGUGACGAUUUUUAUAUUUUUAUAAAAAAAAAGAAAAUAUAACAAACAUAAA